AUGUUCAAGUUAGCACAAGAAUCUGCAAUGAAGGAUGUAGAACAGGUGUUUGGAGUCCUCAAACAAAAGUGGCACAUAAUCAAACAUCCGGCACGAACAUGGGACAGAGAAAAAUUGAGGACAAUGUUGACUGCUUGUGUUAUUUUACAUAACACGAUAAUAGAAGAAAAGGAUAGGGCUAUUUGCUCAUAUACCACAAACGAUAUACUUAAUCCACCAGCAUUAAUACCAGUUAGCAGCGCGGCAUACUUCUCAAGAGUUUUGGAAAUACAAAACCGUGAAACACAACACAAUCUACGACAUGAUUUGACCGAAUACAUACGAGAAAGACAAUUUCAAGGGCAAAAUGACAGUGAAGACGAGGAUGAUGACGAUGGUGACGGUGAAGAGGAUGAUGGCGGUGAACGAUGA
Messenger RNA from Lactuca sativa (garden lettuce), 411 nucleotides. RefSeq lists its product as uncharacterized. Lineage: Eukaryota; Viridiplantae; Streptophyta; Magnoliopsida; Asterales; Asteraceae. The record is from RefSeq and is a predicted model, not a curated record.